UUUUGCCAACGUACUCGCAAUAGUUCCCAUGGUUUCCUUUGCUCCCAGCGGUUGCGCGGGCUGGGUUUUUGGAGCAAAGGCAACGGAUACUGCUGAGGCUCCUGAGAAUGCCCCGUUUUCGAGGCUGCAGUAGCUCCAGUGUCCGGUUCUGUAGUGCCGAGAGGGAGGCCUCGGGCUCCGGGCGGGGGAAUGUGUUGCAGUUCGUCCAAGAGCCCCAGGCCCAGCAAAGCCGCCCGUUCCCUGCUGGGGCGCAACUCUCACUGGAACUGUUGUUCUCUGACUGGGGAAUGGAAUGGGCUCAGCCAAGGCUCCCGAAACCAGCCCUGCCGCUCCCACUUGUGGUCUCAUUCUCAAGAGCGGCUGUCUGCGCCGCGAGGCAUCACUUUCGCUUCUGCCUCCUCGUGCGCCUAUUGCGGCAACUACUCACGCUCCUACGGGACGAGGAGAGGGAGGUGAAUCCGUGGCAGAGCUGGAAUGGGAGAGAACACAGCGUGCCACGAAGGGCCACACGGAGGUUGCUGUUGAAAAAUAGUAGUCUAGUUAUUCAAGUGAAAGAUCCAAGAAAGGAAGAAAGAAAAAUUUACCGAAAAGAAAACACAAGAAGUAUUCUGAAGAUAGCGGCGACAGUGACUCUGAUUCUGAAACAGACUCCAGUGGGCCUCCCUCUGUCACCCAGGCUGAAGGGCAGUGGCUCGAUCUCUGCUCACUGCAACCUCCACCUCCAGGGUUCCAGUGAUUCUCCUGCCUCAGCCUUCCGAGUAGCUGUGACCACAGGCAUGCGCAACCAUGCCCAGCUAUUUAAAAAAAAAAAAUUGUAGAGAUGAGGUCAUGCUGUGUUGCCCAGGCUAGAACUGCUUUCUGUCUCCUCAGUAUUCCAUGUUCUUUCUCUUGACUCCAUUGCUUGGUAGAGAGGCCCUCUGCCUACAAUACCAAUCUCUUCUUCCAACAAGCUUGGCUUACUCAUUGCAACAAUGGAUUUUGUAAUCAAAUAACUACUCUAAGAGCCACCUUUCUUGGUCAACCAUUCCUCAACCCCCCUCCUCAAGUCAGUUCUGAUUUUGAGACUCCUCUGUGUGUCCAGAGCACCUCAAGCUUCCUUCUGUCACUCUGGAUUGUAUCAAUCUCUUUACCUAUUUGUCUCCUCCAUUAGACUGAGCUCCUAGAAAGCAUUCUCCUUCCCCACUCCAACACACACAUAGUUUUCUUUCCCUUUUUAUCAUGAAAAUCUUCAAAUGUUCAGAAAAGUAAAGGGAAUAGUAUAAUUAAUACUAUAAACCUUAGUACUCAGUUUUAACAUUUGUUAGCAUUUUGACAUGUUUGCUUCAAAUAUGGAUUUUUCACUAAGGUAUUCAAAGUAAAUUACAAAUGUCAUCACAUUUCGAUACAAAAUAUUUCUGUGCAUCUCUUUAAAAUGAUGUUUUCCUACUUAACCAUAAUACCAUUAACUUAUGAAAAAAUUAACAUUAAUUUCUUAUAUAAUACCUAAUGUGACUUUAAUAAUAUAUAUAUCCCCAGUGCCUAGCACAGUUCUUGACAAAUAGUAAUAAAUGUUUGAAUGAAUAAAUUUCUCUGUAACAACAAAUGAGAAAUAGCAAAAGCAUAUUUAUUUACUCAAAAGUAUUGAGGUUUUAGAGGUAACUUUUUAAAAAUUAUAAUUGUUUUAAUUUGCAGAUGAAGACACAAAAAUGAGAGCAAAGACAGCUAAGAAAAAGGAAAAGAAACACAGAUGGCCAGAUUUUUUCCUUUAAUUUUUAUUAUGGAAAAGGUCAAAUGUGUAUAAACAUACAUAGAAUGGUAUAAUGAUCCCCCAGGCACAUAGCACCCAGCUUGAACAAUUAACAACUUGUGGGAAAUUGCCACUGCCCCCUAAUUAAUUUGAAACCAAUCCCAGGUAUAAUGUCAUUUAUAAACAAUUCAGCAUGUUUCUCUAAAAGACAGUGUAUUAGUCUGUUUUCACAUGCCAUAAAGACAUACUUGAGACUGAGUAAUUUAUAAAGAAAAGAGGUAUAAUUGAUUCAUAGUUCUGUAUGGCUUGGGAGGCCUCAGGAAAUUUACAAUCAUGGCGGAAGCCAAAGGGGAAGCAAGGCACAUCUGACAUGGGAGCAGAAGAGAGAGUGAGAAGGGGGAAGCACCAGACACUUAACAGACAACCAGUUCUCAUGAAAACUCACUCAGUAUCAUGACAACAGCAUGGGGGAAACCCAUCCAUCCAAUUACCUCCCACCAGACCCCUCCCUCCGCAUGUGGGGAUUAUAAUACAAGAUGAGAUUUGGGUGGGGACAGAGCCAAACCAUAUCAGAUACACAUUCUUUUUCUAAAAACAUAACUACCAUACCAUUAUCAUGCCUAAAAAUAUUAACAAUAACUCCUCAACUCUCAUCACACUCCAUUUUUAAAUUUUUGUUGUUUUCUAGCCUGGCAGUCUCACAUGAGGAAGACAGCUAAAGAAAGCCAAGGUCUGACUGCUUCUUUUUGAUGAUCAAUUAAUCUAGAAUAUUAAUCAGGGAACUACCUCCUCCCUCUUGCUUCUAGCGGCACUAAACAAAAGGUUCCCUUUUUGUGUUUUUAUCAUCAGGAACCAGGGUCCUUUCAAGGAGGUUGAAUGAGACAAAAUAUAUUUGAAUGCAUGAUUGUCAGCUUCUGAGCUGGGGAAUAUGCAACAAUAUGCCUUCUGGGCUGGGGAUGGGAGAGCAAAGGGAGAACGGCCUCAUUCUGGCUUUGGUAGAGUCUCCUCUUGUGUUUCAUUUGAUGCAGAGGACCUUUGGGCCAGAAUGAUUCCUAUUUCCCUAUGUCCUCCACAGAAAGGGAGGACAGUGAACAGAAUUUGGAAUAUACUAGAUAGAUGUUUGGCUGCCACCUUCCCAUAAAGCCCUAUGAGUAGCUUCUUCGGAAGAUUCCUUUAGACUACAGGGUUGUGUCUAAGCUCUUCAGCAUCAAUGCAGAUGGGCCCUGUCUUGAAACACACUGUUCUUUUACUAGGGACUUUCCCCACCCCCAUUUUGCAUAUGUAUGUAUGUGAGAUGUACAGGGCCUAUUGGUGAUUGAGGAAUGUCAGCUCAUAAAAUGAGGCUUCCUUGUAAUUCUGUUUAAAUGACUUUUCCUUUGAAAUUCUUAUCCAUACCUUAUUUGGCACACAAAACAGAUAUACAGUUGAUCCUUGAACAACACAGGUUGGAGCUGCAUAUGUCCACUUAUAUGUGGAUUUUUUUUUUCAAUAAAUAGAAUUGGCCCCCCAUAUCUGUGGGGAAAAGCAAGAGAGAUCAGAUUGUUAAUAUGUCUGUAUAGAAAGAAGUAGACAUAAGAGACUCCAUUUUGUUCUGUAUUAAGAAAAAUUCUUCCGCCUUGAGAUGCUGUUAAUCUGUGACCUUACCCCCAACCCCGUGCUCUCUAAAACAUGUGCUGUGUCAAACUCAAGGUUAAAUGGAUUAAGGGUUGUGCAAGAUGUGCUUUGUUAAACAAAUGCUUGAAGGCAGCAUGCUCCUUAAGAGUCAUCACCACUCCCUAAUCUCAAGUACCCAGGGACACAAAAACUGCGGAAGGCCGCAGGGACCUCUGCCUAGGAAAGCCAGGUAUUGUCCAAGGUUUCUCCCCAUGUGAUAGUCUGAAAUAUGGCCUCGCGGGAAGGGAAAGACCUGACCGUCCCCCAGCCCGACACCCGUAAAGGGUCUGUGCUGAGGAGGAUUAGUAUAAGAGGAAGGCAUACCUCUUGCAGUUGAGACAAGACAAAGGCAUCUGUCUCCUGCCUGUCCCUGGGCAAUGGAAUGUCUCGGUAUAAAACCCGAUUGUACGUUCCAUCUACUGAGAUAAGGAAAAACUGCCUUAGGGCUGGAGGUGAGACGUGUGGGCGGCAGUACUGCUUAACAAAGCAUUGAAAUGUUUAUGUCUAUGCAUUUCUAAAGCACAGCACUUGAUUCUUUACCUUGUCUAUGAUGCAAAGGCCUUUGUUCAUGUGUUUGUCUGCUGACCCUCUCCCCACCAUUGUCUUGUGACCAUGACACAUCCCCCUCUCUAAAAAACACCGAUAAGUAAUCAAUAAAUACUAAGGGAACUCAGAAGCCAGUGGGAUCCUCCAUCUGCUGAACGCUGGUCCCCUGGGUCCCCUUAUUUCUUUCUCUUCACUUUGUGUCUUUUCCUUUUCCAAGUCUCUCGUUCCACCCAACGAGAAACACCCACAGCUGUGAAGGGGCGACCCACCCCCUUCACAUAUCCACAGGUUUCACACCUGCAACCAAAUGCAGAUCAAAAAUACAGUAUUCGUGGGAUGCAAAACCUGCAGAUAGGUAAGGCCAACUUUUUGUAUACUUGGAUUCUGCAGGGCCAAGUGUGGGGCUUGAGUAUGCAUGGAUUUUGGUAUCUGCAGGGGUCCUGGGAACCAAUGUUUACAAGGAAUUCACAACUUUUAUAAAAUAAAAAAUGUGCCUUAUAAAAAAUGGUGCACUGACUUUUUUGUUUAUUCAGUUCAUUUAACAGACAUUUGGUGAACUGCACUUGAAGAUGUGCCAUGCAGAAUUUGAAUCUGGCAGAAAAACAUUUUGGAAAAAUUUGUAAAAAACAGACCUAAGAAAAUGGAGACUACAAAUGAAUGCUGAUGACAGGGGCCUAUACCAGGCCAAACAAAGUCAGGGCAAAGCAAGGCAUAGACAGAGGAGGCAAGGACAGCAUGGGAAGCCUGGAUAUUCUAGACUGCAGUGGCACUACAAGAACCCAACUCCAACUGGGCUCCAGAACAAGGAUGGCAUUAUAGGGCCCAUCCAAGAUUAUGAUGACAGGGAGAUCGAUGGCAAUGGGUGACAUAUAUCUAAAAUCUAAAGCCUUCUGAUAUCUUCUCUACUUGAUCUUCCUAAUCUUAAACCAAACCUUCAGAGGGAGAAAGAGAAUUGGUUCAGUAUAUUUAAUAGUUCAUAUCUUAAUAGAAAAAUAUAACAUGCAAAUCUAUGUGCUAUUGAAAUUUUAAACCACAGUGGGAGAGACUAUUAUGUUAUUACUGAAAUAUCUUAGGAAAGUUAACACUGCAAGCCUUCCCUUCAGCUCACCCUUAGUGAGCAUGGACUAUUUGCCAAGCUCUGGACUAGGCCUCUGGCUUUGUUUUGUAAACCAAAAAGUAUCUGAGACAGGUCUCAAUCAAUUUAGAAAAUUUAUCUUGCCAAGGUUAAGUAUGCACCUGUGACACAGCCUCAGGAGGUCCUCACGACAUGUGCCCAAGGUGGUCGGGGCACAGCUUGAUUUUAUACCUUUUAGGGAGAUAUGAGACCAAUCGAUAUGUGUAAGAUACACAUUGGUUUGGUCCGAAAAGGCAGGACAACUCGAAGUGGGGAGGGGGCUUCCAGGUCAUAGGUAGAGACAAAUGGUUGCAUUCUUUUGAGUUUCUGAUUAGUCUUUCAGUGAAUACACGAUUUACAGAAAUAUUCACUUAUCCCUUAGUCUGGCUUAGUCAAACAAUAGGGCAAAGAAAGCAAUCAGAUAUGCAUUUGUCUCACAUGAGGAGAGGGAUGACUUUAAAUUCUGUCUGUUCACAAGGAAUUUCCUUGUGAGCAAAUUGUGAGGGAGGUAUACAGCUUUUUAAAAAAUCUUUGUAGUUAUCUUAUUUAGGAAUAGAACAGGAGGCAGGUUUGUCCUGCCCAGCUUGACUUUUCCCAGCUUGACUUUUCCCUUUGGCUUAGUGAUUUUGGGGUCCUGAGAUUUUUUUUUAUUUUUUACAUUUCCCCCCUUUUAAAAAUCCUUCAGAGAAAGCAUUUUAGAAGAAAAUGAGUCCUUUGGUCUUAGGUUUGUCUGAUCUCUCAUGGCUAGGAUGCUUUAUUCCUACAUGAGUAGGUCCCAUGUUAUUAGGAAAGCUCAUGUUUAGCAGGUUGUGAAGUUUCAUGUCCUAUGAAGAGAAAACGGGGAGGAAGGGAGAAAGGCAACAACAAACAAACAAGAACAAUCCUGGAAAAUCUAUAUAGGCCAUAUUACUCUGAAGUCCAUGCAUCAGUAGGCAGGUAUGACAGUGGUUUAUGUAUGUAAAUAGGUUGCUGUUAUUUUCUUCUGAAGUUGUCUAGCUUCAGUUUGCAGGGCUUGAAGAAAGCACAGCUUAAUUUUUAGUGAUUUUAA
Pongo pygmaeus (Bornean orangutan) is the source of this 6087-nucleotide messenger RNA. RefSeq names its product rhox homeobox family member 1. The transcript has 4 exons. Gene Ontology annotation, biological process: regulation of transcription by RNA polymerase II. The record is from RefSeq and is a predicted model, not a curated record. The coding region runs from base 108 to 818 and encodes 236 amino acids. Gene Ontology annotation, molecular function: RNA polymerase II transcription regulatory region sequence-specific DNA binding; DNA-binding transcription factor activity, RNA polymerase II-specific. Lineage: Eukaryota; Metazoa; Chordata; Mammalia; Primates; Hominidae.